AUGAGACUACCUUUGAGAAUUAUGAAGAAAAAGUGUGAAUUCUCCAGAAUUUGUGAAAAUAACAUGUUGAUGACUGAUAUUCAAUUAAAAUUUAAAUCAGAUCAGUUGAAAGUUGUACAUGCUUUUCGAGAUCAACGGGAUUCAGAAGAUGAACGUGCAAAUAUAGCAGCGUUAAUGCAUCAUCAUCGUUCAUCAAAGGAUGUCUUACAACAAACAUCAAAGAAAAGAAGAAAAUCACAACAACUGUAUAAGAAUAAUAAUGAUAAUAAUAAUAUUAAUUCACAUCAACAAUCUCAUCGUUAUCACCAUCACCAACAGCGACGACAACAACUUCAACUAACAGAUUCCGCAGACUUUUCUCCUACUUCCCCAGCCACAUCAAAUAAGUUAGGAGAAAAAAUUGCAGAAGGAAAUCCACCGUUAGUUUUAGAGCAAACCGCUUAUAACCAAAUUAAUGAUGAAGAAAAGUAUCAUGAUAACAAUGAGCAUUGUGAUGUCAACAAUGAUGAUAAUUAUAUCAAUGCUAAUACCAGUAAACAAAGACAAUAUCAUGACGAGGAAAGUACACUUACCGAAGUAACAACAACGAAAUGCAAAGGGAAUAAUGAUGAUAAACAGUUCGAAGAGACUGUUUGUCAAAUUCCAAAGGAAACUACAGACAAUAUGAUAAAUCCAGAUCUUGAAGAAUGGAUUAAAUCGAGUUGGUUACAUGAUUCAAGUGGUCAAGAAUACAUAAGCUGUACUAUGCCAGAAUCAUCAUAUAAUAUGGGAAAUAAUUUUCAACUACAAAAUAAUCCUUCAGCAUGUACAUUUGAGCGUCAGGAUUCAAGUACCGUUGUAGUUGGCAGAAAUCAACAUUCAAGUCGGCCGCAUAAACAGAGAAGAUCAAGUAAACCACCUGCUCCGCCACCUCCAUUUAAACAACCAUUUAGUACAGCUACCUCAGACAGCUCUAAUUUACUUUAA
This is a messenger RNA of Schistosoma spindalis, 966 nucleotides long. The record is from the annotation of a GenBank genome assembly. Lineage: Eukaryota; Metazoa; Platyhelminthes; Trematoda; Strigeidida; Schistosomatidae.